Molecule: messenger RNA, 1233 nt
Organism: Cooperia oncophora
Lineage: Eukaryota; Metazoa; Nematoda; Chromadorea; Rhabditida; Trichostrongylidae
Source: the annotation of a GenBank genome assembly
UUUUUUACGAGUGCGACUAAAAUCGCUUCCGUAUCGCAACCGGUCAAUCGAAUCAUUACGAUAGAAUGGACCGAUGGAGUCAAGGGAAAGUUUCCAGUAAUAUGGUUGAGAGACUGUUCACCGGAUCCGAACACCUACAUGUUUAGUCCAGCGAUGGUUGCCAGGAAGCUGACAAUGAAGGAAUUCGACGUCGAACAAAGCCCGGAAUCUGUUCGGCUUGAAGAUAAUCAGCUCGUGAUUGAUUGGAAAGGAACGCAAUCCAGGUUCGACUCGGAUUGGCUGUUUCUUCGGAAUCCCUCAGAUGAACUGGCUAGGAAGAUGAGGCGGAACGUGUAUCUGUUUCCAGAGACAACAUGGGACAAAGAAGAAAUAGAGAGGCGGCUUCAGCAGUUUGAGUAUGCAGCAGUGAUGGCCGACGACAAGGCUCUGCACGACUUCCUUGAGGCUGUGUGCAUGGACGGCAUCGCGGUGAUUAAGAAUGGUCCUGUGAGCACAAAAAGAGUAGUUCCGGACAUCGGAAACAGGAUUGGUCUGAUUCAACACACGCACUUCGGGAAAGUUUUCGAAGUUACAACUAAAGUCGAUGCAAGUAACAUGGCGUAUGCUUCAAGAAGCGCCUUACCGUUCCACACCGAUUUCACGUCUUUGGAAAAUCCUCCACAGCUUCAAAUGUUGCAUAUGGUAGAGCGUCCUGAGCAAGGUGGCGAUAACAUGUUUGUCGAUGGGUUCCACAUAGCCGAACUGCUUCGAAAAGAAAAACCGGAGGCUUUCGAUUUACUGACCAAGCAUUCGUUUGAAUACAUUGAAGAAGGUUUCGACGUUCACGAAGGUCCUGACGAAAGACCGAUAAAGUUCGACUUCAACAUGUGUUCAAGACACAAGACCAUCCAGCUGGACGACACCGGUCGAGUUGUCAAAAUUCAGUUUGGUAAUGCCAUGAGAAGCUGGUUCUAUGACUGUGAUCCUGAGAAAAUCCAGGAAAUCUACCGGGCAAUGAAAACGUUCUCGGACUACUGCUACAAGAAGGAGAAUAUUCUGAAGUUUGGUCUGGAAAAUGGUGACACUGUACUGUGGGCGAACACUCGAUUACUUCAUGGUCGUGAAGAGUACCGUAAUGUUCCGAAUGGCAAUCGAACCUUGACCGGUUGCUAUUUCUCGUGGGACAUUAUUAAAUCGAGAGUGCGAUCUCUACGACGAAAACUUGGUCUACCCACUGCCCAGCCAUCGGCCUAG